Mytilinidion resinicola is the source of this 1068-nucleotide messenger RNA. RefSeq lists its product as uncharacterized. The record is from RefSeq and is a predicted model, not a curated record. The transcript is spliced from 4 exons. NCBI's taxonomy places the organism in Eukaryota, Fungi, Ascomycota, Dothideomycetes, Mytilinidiales, Mytilinidiaceae. The coding region runs from base 1 to 1068 and encodes 355 amino acids. Gene Ontology annotation, cellular component: cytoplasm.
AUGCUGAAGGGCUGCUGCACCGUUUUGAGAGGCUACGUUCAUGCAGGAGCUGUAUCAGCAGUGAAGUCCGUCACAGGCGAUCUAGGGCGAGGAGCGAGACAGUUCUCAAUCAGGCAAGCCAAAAGCUAUAACACGUGCUAUGGAGCGCGACAGCACAAGACAACUCUGUUUCAUCGAAUUGUCUUCCAAAAGCCCGCUUCUCAAGCACUCGUCACCGCUCUCGCCACCAGCCUCGCCUCCGUCAUCAACAUCACCAUCUCCGCUGCUCCGGCCUCGACAUCUGCCUCUGCAGCCGCUGCCUCAGUCCGCGCGCCUGACACCACCAAGCCGGCCUCCGUCGCAGCCAGUCUGGGUUUCCCAGUCGAGCCAGGCCCUACGGGCAAGUUGCCCACAGCGCAUUUCAGUUGGUAUAAGAUGUUCUCACGAACCGCUAUGAACAACGGUAGCCUGUACCCUGGGCCUGAUGGCAUGCUUGCGACUGCCCACCAACCCCUCGCCACCGCUCUUGGGCAGAUGACCGCCGGCGGCACCACACUUCCCCAGCAGUAUGUCGGAGGAGUGGACAUGGAGCUUAAGCCCAGAAUCAUGGUCCGAGUGGCGGCCACUCACGAGGUUCAGGUCCUUCGUGAAAAGGAAGGCAGCGAGGCAAAGGCGAAGCGUAUCUGCCAGGCAAAGGUUGCAAAUCACGGACUGAAUAUGGAGAUCCUGGAUGCAGAAUACCAGCUUGAAAAAGAAGGCAGUGAGAAGGAAGGAAGUGAAAAGGAAGGCAGUGAAAAGGAAGGCAGCGAGGCAAAGGCGAAGCGCAUCUGCCACGCGAAAGUUGCGGAGUACGGACUCAACAUGGAGAUUCUGGAUCUAGAAUACGAGCUUGAUUACAAAAAGUUGCCCUUCUACUAUUACGCUGAUGCAUACAUCAACUUCAACAAGCUGGUUACGGACCUCUUCAAGGUGUACAAGACCCGCAUCUGGAUGUCGGCCGUCAAUCCCGCGUCCUUCGCAUCCGCUAUCGGAUACAGCAACAUUCCCCUGCCGUCGGCCAAUGGAUUUCGAGCACGCGUCGAAACAUGA